UGGCUAGUGCAAAUCACACGUGCGAAAGGCUAGUCGGGGUUUCCCCUGUGUUUGGUCGGGACCCUUCAGUUCCCCGAAGCGUUCUGAAGCAUUUGGGGGCCUUACGUGAACUUCUAGUUCUUCCGCCUUAGCCGUGGAGACUUCCGCUUCCUGGAUUCCACCCUCAGUCUGGCUUAUGCCAGCCAUCUUCCCAAAACAUGUCAGAGGCUUUUUUUCCCCUAAAUUCUGGAAUAUUUUGGACAAGAUUGGGAUCCAGUUUCCAGUUAUCCUUGCUGAGGACCCAAAUCAGAGUUUCUACGAAGUUGCCUAUGGCUGCUGGAGACAGGGGAUCCUGGUAGAAACCCCUGGCAAAAGCAUUCUGCUUUUUACCUUCAUGAAUGAUUCUGACUUUUUGGACCUCAUGUUGAUAACCUGUCUGAUUAUGAGUCAAGAGGAAAUGUCAAGAAACAAAAUUCAGUGUUCUCCUCACUAAGUAAGAGACAUAACCUUUGAAGAAUCCCUUGUGGCAGUUGUCCACUUAGGAAUGCAGUGCUUCUUCAAGUACCCCCACUUUCAGCUAAGAUUACCAGUGCCCCACAAAUGGCUACCAUCAGUCUGUCCCCCAAGUUUGCUAUGUCCUCUCUGGACUCUGCGGAUAACCAGGAAUCAGAAUUUUCUCUUCCAUCAAAAUAUGAUUCUUGUCAGCAGAAUUUGGAUUUGUUUGCUUGCCAUGCUCCAGAGCCUGAUACACCAGCUCGUGUUUGUUCUCAGGAGUCUGUGACAUUUCAAGAUAUUGCUGUGGACUUUACUGAGAAAGAGUGGCCCCUGCUAGAUUCUUCACAGAGAAAACUGUACAAAGAUGUAAUGCUGGAGAAUUAUAGCAAUCUAAGUUCACUGGUAGGUUAUCAAGUUGGCAAACCCCGUCUCAUCUCACACCUAGAGCAAGAAGAGGAUCUGAGAAUGGAGGAGAGAGGAAUUCAGCAGGGUCCUUCUCCAGAUUGGGGAACUACAUCUAAAAUCAAAUGGUCUAUUCUUCUGGAAGAUAUUUUUGGGAAUGAAGCAUCUGAUGAUGUAAGAUUGCAAACAUCUCAUCUUUUGGAAACAUCUUCUGAAUUCAGCCAUUUGUGUGAAGUCUUUGAUAUUGGCCCUCACCUUACUCAGCCAGUAGCAAGGCCCACAAGCAAGAGACCCUAUCGGCACCACAGCUGUGGGGCUGGUUUCAAGAACAGGAUUCACCUGACUCAGCACACAAGCAUGAAUGAUGGGAGAAAACUGCACAAAUGUCACCAGUGCCAGAAAGCCUUCACCACCAGUGCUUCUCUUACAAGGCACCAUAGAAUUCACACUGGGGAGAAGCCUUAUGAGUGCAGCAGCUGUGGAAAAGCCUUCAAUGACCCCUCAGCUCUAAGGAGCCACACAAGAAUUCACUUGAAAGAAAAACCCUUUGACUGUAGUCAGUGUAGUAAUGCCUUCCGGACGCUCUCUGCUCUGAAGAUACACAUGCGAAUUCACACUGGUGAAAGACCCUACAAAUGUGAUGAAUGUGGCAAAGCCUAUGGCAGGAGCUGCCAUCUCAUUGCCCACAAGCGAACACACACUGGAGAGAGGCCCUAUGAGUGCCAGGACUGUGGAAAAGCCUUCCAGCACCCCUCCCACCUGAAGGAACAUGUCCGAAACCAUACUGGGGAAAAGCCUUAUGAGUGUACACAGUGUGGUAAAGCCUUCCGAUGGAAGUCCAACUUCAAUUUGCAUAAGAAGAACCACAUGGUGGAAAAAACCUAUGAGUGCAAAGAAUGUGGGAAGUCCUUCAGUGACCUCCUGUCAAGAAGGAAACACAUGAGGAUUCAUAUUGUAAAGAAGCCAGUUGAGUGUCAUCAGUGUGGGAAAACCUUUCGAAACCAGUCCAUCCUGAAAACACACAUGAACUCUCACACUGGGGAGAAACCUUAUGGCUGUGAUUUCUGUGGCAAAGCCUUCAGUGCUAGUUCCAACCUCACUGCACACAGGAAGAUUCACACUCAAGAGAGACACUAUGAAUGUACUUCCUGUGGGAAGGUCUUUGGUGAUUACCUGUCACGACGGAGGCACAUGAGCAUCCAUCUUGUCAAGAAGAGGGUGGAUUGUAGGCAGUGUGGAAAAGCCUUCAGGAACCAUUCCACUCUGAAGACACACAUGAGAAGCCACACAGGUGAGAAGCCAUACGAGUGUGACCAUUGUGGAAAAGCUUUCAGCAUAGGAUCCAACCUUAAUGUACACCGGAGGAUCCAUACCGGAGAAAAGCCUUAUGAGUGUCUUAUUUGUGGAAAAGCCUUCAGUGACCAUUCAUCCCUUAGGAGUCAUGUGAAAACCCACCGGGGGAGAAGCUCUUUACAGCGUCUGUGUGGGAAAGGUUUCAGUAAAUACUCAGAUGCAGAGGAAACCUGGCAGACAAAAGUAGUCAUAAAUCUUUGAUGACCUUUCCAUGUAGAAAACGUAAAAGGUCACAUGGAACUUAAGAGAAAUCCAGUUUGUAGAAAGUUUGAGAAGACCUCAGCUAUUAUGCAGCAAUUGGGAUCUCUGUGAAAACCUAGGGACUGAGAAAAGUUUGUAUUGAGUAGCAAGAAACUUUCAACAUAUAUCAUGCUCCCAAACACAAAAGAACUUAGGCAGAGAGCCUUCAGCCUGAGCAUUUAGUGUGAAAGUCAGCAAUACUAUGUGAGCACACCAGAGUGAAUCUUAUCAAUACAGUGAUUAGGGAAAUCUUUCCUCAUCUCACAUUUGUUCCUUCUGAGAGAAAUUGAGUAGAGAAAAAAAAAAAAUCUCAAAAGUAGGAAACAUGGAAACGUGCAUUAAAAAAUGGGAGAGCAAACUGGCCAGCUCUUUAUUGUUGUUGGCUCAGAAGCCAAGAUGCUGCUGGGGUUUUUUUGUUGUUGUUG
Messenger RNA from Mus pahari (shrew mouse), 2894 nucleotides. RefSeq names its product zinc finger protein 317 (gene Znf317). The transcript has 10 exons. Gene Ontology annotation, molecular function: DNA-binding transcription repressor activity, RNA polymerase II-specific; RNA polymerase II cis-regulatory region sequence-specific DNA binding; DNA-binding transcription activator activity, RNA polymerase II-specific. Gene Ontology annotation, biological process: negative regulation of transcription by RNA polymerase II. NCBI's taxonomy places the organism in Eukaryota, Metazoa, Chordata, Mammalia, Rodentia, Muridae. Gene Ontology annotation, cellular component: nucleus. The coding region runs from base 580 to 2430 and encodes 616 amino acids. The record is from RefSeq and is a predicted model, not a curated record.